Messenger RNA from Rodentolepis nana, 7116 nucleotides. Lineage: Eukaryota; Metazoa; Platyhelminthes; Cestoda; Cyclophyllidea; Hymenolepididae. The record is from the annotation of a GenBank genome assembly.
AUGUUUGCUGUGAUAGUACACGUUGGUGCAGGCUUUCACUCGAAGACAAAAGAUCUUCUCUAUAAAAAGUUAUGCGAGGAUGCUUGCAAUGCUGCCGUACAUGUUCUUAGUAAUUUUUCCUCGGAUCACGCAGCUUUAAAUGCGGUAACAGCUGCUGUUUCGGUAUUAGAGAACAGUUCUCUUACCAAUGCUGGGUUUGGGAGUUGCUUGAAUAUUGAUGGUCAUGUGGAAUGUGAUGCGGGCAUAAUGUGUGGAAGAUGUUUAAUAUUCUCUUCAGUUGGUAGCGUGUCAUGUGUUAAAAAUCCGAUAGAAAUACCCAAGCACCUGCUGUUACAACAUCUCAGCGAACCCCGUUCCCCUAUUGGAAGAGUCAAGCCUUUGAGUUUAUGUGGAGAUGGUGCAAAGCAAUGGGCAGCAGAGAUCGGUAUUCCUCUUGUCCCAUCUGAUUCUCUUGUUUCUAAUGCGGCAAGAAAUAAGUGGAGAAACUAUUGCAAGUUGUUAGACGAAAGCAGCUCUGUGUCUCAAGCUCAUUUUAAAAAACCUCGAUUAGAUACAGUUGGUGCCGUUUGCUUGGAUAGCUCGGGCAAUAUUUGUUCUGCAACAUCGAGCGGUGGUAUUCCUUUAAAAUUUGCAGGUCGUAUUGGGCAAGCUACAGUUUACGGUUGUGGUUCCUGGGCGGAAGUUACAUCGGAUAUUUCUGUUGGAUGUGUCACGUCUGGAACAGGCGAACAACUAAUCAAAACACAACUUGCCCAGAGAAUCGCAUCUAAAAUACUCAAACAGAAUGAAAAGCAGUCAUUAUCUGAUAUCGUCGAUUCCACUUUUCAAGGAGAAUUUCUAGACUCAAAAUUUCUUCGAUACGAAGAAACACAGAAGCUUGGUGGAGUUAUAGGUCUAAGCAAGAUGCCUGCGGUUGCAAAUGAUCCGUCCUCGCCCUCAAUUAUAGAUUUAUUUGUCAAACAUUCGACAGAGUCUGUCGCCUUUGGCUAUUUUGUCAGUGGGCAGACUUCAAAACCUAUUUUUGGCGUUUCACGAAAGCCAGAAUCCUCUUUAACGGGCUCGAAAUACUUUUCUACCGCUUUCCAGAUGCCAAGGAGAUCUCUCUCUGAGGAUCGUGGAGAUCCAUCGGAGUCAGACGAUACGACAUCAUCUACUGAUAAGUCGAAGAAAUCCUUCGCAGUAAAGCAAUCACUUUGCUACACUGUAUACAAUCGUUUAAAGAAGAUCAAUAAGGAUGACGGUACUCCCUUAGUUCACGCCCUUCGUCUUCCCAAUAAGAGAAGUCAUCCCGAAUACUUUGAAAAGAUCACUGAACCGAUUGAUCCGGACAAAAUUCUUAAUAAGAUCAAGACCUCCAAGUAUUCAAGUAUUGGAGAGAUGGGAGAAGACAUUAAGCUAAUAGUUUCCAAUACACACUCCUUUUUCGGGCCUACAAGUACUGAGGGUAAGGAUGCAAAUGCCCUCGAGGAGGCUUUCAAUAAGGAAGUCCAGAGAGCUCAGGCUCUAACCGGUUCUAAAGCCCCUUCUGUGGCGUCUACAAGCAGUAGUGUCACAAGAUCAAGCCGCAGAGUUUUUAAACGGGAAAGAACUGACGAUGAAGAGACCGAUAAUGACGUCGUAUCUGUCGCUUUAUCUGAAAUAUCUGAGGCCAGUACUUCAACGAGUCACCGAACCAAUGUGAACGAACAAGCGCUUGAGGCGUUUUUUGCUUCAAUUGUUUCGUUCGAAACAGCCGGUGGUCGACAGAUUGCUCAGACUUUCGCUACGCUACCCCCAAAACAAGUCUACCCGCAGUACUAUGAGGUCAUCACUAACCCUAUUGAUCUGCGUAUGAUCUCCCAGCGUAUCAUCAGUGGCUUUUAUCACACAUUUGGUGAGAUUGAACAUGACUUCGUGCAGAUGGCGAGAAAUGCCAAGCACUUUAAUGAACCAAAGUCGCAAAUCUACAAGGAUGCAGUUAUUCUCCUACAAAUUGUUAAGGAGAAGAAGGCCAUGGUGAAAAAGCGCAUGAAACUUGACCCAGACGAGGAAUCCACUGAUGAUAAUGCGCAUGAAAUCACCGUGGACUAUGCAAAUCUCCCCGAUCCAGUUGACUUCGCUUCACCGAUUACCAAGAUGGAAGAAGAUGACGACAAUGAGGGUGACUAUGAGGGUGAUGAGGACGGCGAGACAAACAUUUCCACUCCUAGCACUACAGCUGUUAUCAAGCGUCGUCGUGGUCGUCCACGCAAACAGCCCACCGAUUCAGUAGCUUCCCCCGUGCCCUCUGAAGGUUCUGUAGCAGACCGAUCAUCAAUUGGUGCUCCAUUGACCCCUGUAGGAGGAGGUCAAAUUGGAACUCCUCCUCAAUCUACUGCUACUGUUCCUGCUUCUGGCAGUCUUACUUCUAGCCUUCCAAGUGGAAGUAUUGUUGGUGGAGGAGGUGGAAAUUCGUCUAUUGUGGACGUCUCUUCUCUCAUGCUGGAAGAGCAGAUUAUUCCACCCGGCUCACCACCUAAUAUGGCACCAUUUAUUGACCCAGCUGGUGGGGAGGAACAACUUAUUCCCACCAUGCUCUCUACAGCCGCUGUUGGCUCACUACGUUGGUGGGGAGAGCAUGUUCUUGAGGCUAUUUGUACUGCCACUAACUCAAUGGGAACUCUUCUGGCUCUACCAUUUAUGAGAUUGCCCUCAAAAAAAAUGUAUCCUGACUACUUCCGUCGAAUUGUCAAUCCCAUUUGCUUGGCCAAGAUCCGUCGCAAAAUCAAGCGAAAUGAGUAUCACAGCCUGGCUGACGUGAGAUCUGACCUCGAUCGAGUUUUCAUGAAUGCCCAAACUUACAACAUGGAGGGUAGUGACAUUUACAACGUCGCUGUUUACUUGCAACAACUUACCAAAUGCAAGUUUGUUGAACUGGGUCAAAUUGCUGCCAAAGCUGAAAGCGCUGGUCUUCUUUCCCCCGGUACAAAGAGACGUCAAAGUCGCGCACCCGGAGAGGAUGAAGCAACACCAUCUAAACGCCGCCAUCCUAUGACUGCUGAGGAGGCUCGUAAUAAACGGCUUAUCAAUCUCUAUAAUGCUGUGUUCAACCAUGUUGAUGAAGAUGGUCACCGUCCUAGAGACACUUUUAUGGUUCUUCCAUCUAGGGAAGAAUAUCCAGAUUACUAUGAGGUCAUUCCAGAGCCUAUUGAUCUGACAAUAAUUAAAGAACGCAUGGAAGCGAAUUAUUAUCCAACUCACCAAGCGAUGGUUGCUGAUUUGCGUCUAAUGUUUAAUAAUGCUCGUAGAUACAAUGAAGAGGAUUCUCAAGUCUAUCGCGAUGCGGAUACUCUUGAUAGAGUUGUAAAGAAGCGGCUUAAGAGCCUUGGUCCCUACGCGAGUUGUCCGCAGGGAGUACCUCGAAGUCCUACUACCAUCCGUCCUCAGCAAGAUUUAGCUACAGCUUAUGGUGGUAUGGUACCGGUACAACAUGCUGGUCCGGCACUGUCACCUCUUCAGCGAUUGAUGUAUGAGGUGUUCCAGGCUAUAAGAGAAUACCGAGAUCCUAUGGGUCGUCAGCUCUCUACUCUCUUUCUUCGUCUUCCUAGCAGAGCUGAUCUUCCUGCCUAUUACGAAUUCAUUAAGCGUCCAAUUGAAUUUCAGGGUAUUGCUAAGAAUCUUCUUCAGGGCACAUACAAUGAAUUUGAAGAGUUUAUGAAUGAUAUAUUCUUAAUGUUUGAUAAUGCAUGUGCAUUUAAUGAGCCUGAUUCGCAGAUCUAUAAGGACACUUUGGUCCUCCAUCAAGUUGCCUUGGCUAAGCGCAACAUGCUCCUAUCCCAGACUUACUCCUCGGGCACCGUUAUUCCUGGUCUAAUGCCUACUAGUGUUCCAGACGUUCUACCAAGUGUUCGUAGGCUUCUAACCAGUUUGCACAAUGCUAUGCUCACGGCUUGCGAUACUGAUGGGCGUGGUCUAGUUGAUUCUCUAAUUGCCGGUGAUGGAACAGAGACUUCAGUCACAUCAGCUACUGCUGCACGUCUAGCUGCUCUACAUCGGAGUGUUGCAGAUGGCUCCUACAGACGUUUAGAUCGUCUACAAGCCGAUUGGCUUGAAGUGCUUCGUCGAGCUCGUGUUGGUGAGGAGCCCGAGAGAAUGGCUGCUCUAUCAGAAAAUGACGCCAAAAGCAAUCAACCCACUCCACAGCAGCGUCAAGAUGCUGCAGAGCUGGCCAGACGAUGGAUUCGCCUUAGGGACUCAAUGUGCAAGCGUGCUAAUUCUGCUCCUGCUGCUCAACAGACUAAUUCUGCUCCAGGAGAGUCAAGUGGAAAUGAAUCGACGGGCAGUGGAGCCCCAGGAAUGUCCCUGCCAACGAAUUGGCAUAUAGUCAGUACUGCGAUGGCAUAUACGGAAGCUGCCUUGGAAAGAGAUCUUAAUAAUGAGGUAGAGGAGCAUAAACCUGUGGUUUUCCCUGAUGAUGGAGAAGGAGAUUUGCCACCUUUAUCUGAGGGCGAAACUGAGUUGCAGUCCGUUGAAUCAAAGGGACAGAUCUAUAAAGUUGGAGACUACGUGUACAUUGAACCACUUCGUCAAGAUGUGGCCCAACUUCACAUUGGUCGCAUCACUCGAAUCUCAGAGACUCCAGCUGCUAAUCCUAAUGAAGGUGAAAAUAAAGGAUCAUCUACGGUUAAAGUUCGGUGUGCUAUCUACAUGCGUUCAAUAGAAGCCAAACCCUCGCGCCGUAGACGCCUCCUUGCUGCUGAAGUCUUUCGUACUUCCUCCAGUAGAGUUGUUGAGCCUUCCAAACUCUUCGGCUACUGUUUGGUCAUGCAUAUCUCUCAUUUCAUCCGUUGCCGCCCAAAGAACAUUGAUGAAAGGGAUGUCUACGUGUGCGAGUCGCAGUACUCCCUUGCAAGCAAUUUGUUUGCCAAGAUAAGACGGUGGGGCGCACCAACUCCCAGUCAUAUUGAGUUGGAGGAUCGUGUGUCUCCUUUUGUGCCCACUCGUUUACCUCCAAGUGAACCUCUAGAUAGUGCUUUGGAGCAAGUGAAUACUGCAUCGUUUGCCUGCAUGACUUUCCCUCUUGAUAGACCUCUUCAGACCGUUGUUGAUGAGGUAUCAAAGGCUGAAAACAUUACCUCAUUUGAACAGUAUGUUAUUGCUAAUGAGGAGACACAUAUAACACUCAAGCAAGGGGACUGUGUCUUUGUUCCGUCAACUACUAGUGGUUCCGAUCGUCAAAUUCUGCGGAUAGAAAAGAUUUGGAAGAACAAUGAUGAGGAGAGCGUAUCUGUGACGGGAUCGAUAUUCAUCUUCCCGAUUGAGGUUGAACACUUGCCCACUCGUGUUUUCUUUCCUCGUGAGGUCUUCCUUACCAGCAAUGAUCGGGCCACCUUCCCGAUUUCCUCAAUUAAGACGAAAGUCAUGAUUAUGAGGCCUGCUGACUAUUUCAUUGCUCGACCUACAUGCUACCGUGAUGUUGACAUAUUCAUUUGUGAAUCCAAGUACAUUGAAGAGGAGAAAGUGUUGCGAAAGAUGAAGAAGGGUUUCAAGAAAUUCAAGUUCUCUGCUGAUACACUGGAAGAUGAGUUCUUCCUAUUUAAUCAACCGAUCGUUCCACAUAAGGAAGCAUCGCCACUUCUUGUAAAAGCAUCACCAACACCAUUGGGUUUGGACCAGUUGAACCAGCCACCCGCGAUGGCCUACGCAUGUGUGAUGGCGGCGGCUAAUGGACAGCCCACACCUGUGGUCGAUUAUGGUCCACGUUUGGCCCCCGCCCCGCCUCAUUCACCAGAUGUCGGUCAACUAGCUUUCAUGGAGGUCGGACUUGAUCGCACUGGAAAGAAGCGAAAACUCCGAAAGCCACCUUCGGGCUAUGUGAUUUAUGCCGGUGAGGUGCGCAAAAAGUUACUUCAAGAUCGUCCUGAUGCUCCAUUUGGUGAGAUUUCUCGUGAAGUCGGCUUGAUGUGGCGUCAAAUGCCUUCUCACGAACGAGAUAUAUACGAACGUAAGGCCCGAGUUAUCAAGCGUCGAAUGGAGGAACAGGAGAGCCAACAGAAAGCUCGUCUUCAUGAGCAAGAGAAGAUGUUGCACCAUCAUGAAAUGGUCCCUCAUCAUGGUGACCAUCACCAUGGUACUCCUGGUCAAUCACAACUUCAAAUGCAAGGCCCAGGCCAACAUGGUACUCCUGGUGGUGCCCCCCAUCAUCCAGCAGCCGCCACUAUGCAGUUCUAUCAGACUGCUACUCCUGGCCAACCUGGGACUGCUACUGUUAUCCAGAUGAUGCAUACCACUACCUCCUCAAGUGUUGCUAAUAGUGCAACAAUGCAACCGAGACCUAGUAUGAUGGAGCAAGGUCUUGUGCUCACCAACCAGAUGUCUCAUGCCCCUGUACUGGCUACUACCGGCGGCCAACAGGUGAUCUACCAAUUCGCCGGUCAACAGGCACCGCAAGGCAUGGUGCAGGCAUCGACUGUUGGACCACAGAAUGUGAACUUGGGUGGAUCACAAGUCAUUUUGACCCACCAUCCACAGCAGAUGGGUCUUCCUCAGCAACAUCAUCCUGGUACGCCUCAACAUUUCACUAUGAUGCAGGCUCAACAACAAGUCCAACACCAGCAACACCAAUCCGUUAGACCACCGAAUGUCAUGCCGGCUCAGCAAGUCCAAGUAGUCCAACAAUUGACCCAAACAACAGCUGAGGGAAGUCACCAGACGGCGUCUACAGUGGUGAACGGCAGUGGGGCAACUGGAACCACCACAGCAGUCGUUCCACAGCCAAUGACAGCAGCAGCAAUUCAAGCUCAACCGGCCCCACAUCCUGCAGCGCCCCCAUCGCGUGCACCCUCGCCUCUCUUUGUCUCGGUGCCGCCUCGUACCUCUCGUGUGCUUCAUUCAGAAAUUUAUCAAAAGUAUAUUGGGAGACUUCGUAGCAGUACACAAUACUUAAGCGACUGGAAGAAACAGCUAACAGGCGCUGCAGAGCCGCCCCCUCAGCUAAAUCAAAAUUACGCCGCACAACUUGCCACAAGCUACUUCGACACCCCUCAGCUGCACUCGCAUCAAGGUUCACUAGUGGAUGCUCUCUGGGGUCUAAGAGACAACCUCAUAAAGGACACAAUUAACAUUCGUACUCGUGCACUCGGACUGGAAGAGCUGUAA